Bolinopsis microptera is the source of this 1896-nucleotide messenger RNA. Its product is annotated as zinc finger protein 85-like. Gene Ontology annotation, cellular component: nucleus. Gene Ontology annotation, biological process: regulation of transcription by RNA polymerase II. NCBI's taxonomy places the organism in Eukaryota, Metazoa, Ctenophora, Tentaculata, Lobata, Bolinopsidae. The record is from RefSeq and is a predicted model, not a curated record. Bases 1 to 1494 code for a protein of 497 amino acids. The transcript has 5 exons. Gene Ontology annotation, molecular function: DNA-binding transcription activator activity, RNA polymerase II-specific; RNA polymerase II cis-regulatory region sequence-specific DNA binding.
AUGGUUGAGGUGGACGAUUGCCCUAGGAUUGAUAAAGAGAUAGAAAUCACUACUACAUGGGGAUUUCCUGAGUCCAUUGAUCCAGAUACCGUUAUCUUCUUCGGUGAAAACGACUUUGCUUUAACCUUGGAAUCAGAUGCUAAGACAAAGAAACCAGUCCUGUGUAAAUCUUUGCAGCAGAAAGUUUCUGUGUAUAACACUCUUGGGAGCGGUCUGGAUGCCGACUGUUUGGCUAAAAUUGAACGCUUUUAUCCAAAACCAGAUUAUAGAGAGAUUUUAGUGCACGAGAGGGGAAAUUCUAAGAGAAAUACUCAAAAAACUACCAAACAAGUGCCGGGUUACACUACAAAGAAAAAUGAAAAGCUUGGGCUAGGUUCUACUGGAGGAAGCAACAAGAGAAGUGACUCCAUAUCAGGUGAAAGCAAACACUCAACAACAAGUCCCCGCUCUGAUGUCUCCAGUACAAGACCAGUCAGUAAGAAUGUUCCCAAACCCACCACUUUACCCACUUCUCCAGUGGGAACCAAGCGCGCCCCCAGUUCACCUACUGCUUCUCACAUGAAAGCUCCAAAACAGGAACCUGUUGACUUCCCAGCUACAACAACAUACCAAGACUUGGGUUUAACCGACCACACUGGUGCAUACCCGUGUAUUUACUGUGGACUUACCUUCAUGACAAUGAACGAGCUGAAAACACACUGUGUGGAGCAACAUAAAACCAACAAGCCCUUCAGAUGCAAGUUCUGCGUGAAGUGCUUCAGGAACUCCCGCCAGUUGCUACUCCACACUUUCACUCACACAGGUGAGAAGCACUACAGUUGUCUGUACUGUCCUCAGAUGUUCAGACAGCCGGGUCACAAGAACAAUCACAUGAGGAUCUCCCACGGGGACUCCUUCCCCUACAAGUGUGACCAGAACAAAUCACGUGACCAGAACAUGUCACGUGACCAGAACAAGUCAUGUGAGGAGCAGGAGAAGUGCGGGGCAGUUUUCAGCACCUCACUCGAGCUGACCCGGCACAACAAAGAGAAGCACGUAGUCAGGACGACUAGAUGCAGAGCCUGCACAGUUACAUUCGGGAACCACACGCUCUACAAGGAGCACCAGUGCCCCAAGAAGGACAGGAAGCUGAACUGCGGGGCCUGUGGGGAGAAGUUCUACAGGAUGGCGGACGUGCUGCACCAUGCUAAGUUCUGCAAGUAUGUAGAUCCUACUGAAGUGACAUGUGAGAAGUGCGGGACUACCUUCCCUAGCGCUGCUAAGUGCUCUGUUCACAAAACUUAUCUGUGUACUGGUGAGCCUAUAGUACCUGUUAAAGAGAACAAGGUAGGAGAGCUGCUGGACAAGGUAAAGGAGGAAAUGGUGGAUUAUGAGGAGGAGAGCAUUGCUCCUCAAGUAGGGGUGGGUACACCCCUACCUCAAGCACUAAGUGAACUUGAGCAGCCUGAAAUUGAGGCUGAACUAAAGGUGGUAAUAGUUGAUGACCAAUCAUGAUCUCAGACUCAAUGUUCUUCCUUUAAAUUGUUAUUUGCAUCUUUAUCGUUGAAACUGUUCUUUAGUACUUCAUGUAGAAACAGAUCAACUGAUACAUAGUUUUUUAAAUGAUGUUCACUUAUUAAAUUUAAAUUUUGCAAAAUUUCACACUUUGUAAAAUGAUUUCUAGUUUUCGAGAAGUAAAAGUCAAUAAACUGUUUUUUGCAAUCUGGUCAGAUUAAUCUAAAAUUAUUUGUUAUAUUAUAUACAUUUUGAAUUGUAUAAUUUAGGUCUUUUAUAUCUAUGAACUUGGCAGUACUUUAUAUUAUAUUCGAUAAUCUAGCUGUUCAGCUCCUAUCAAUCACAAGAAAGAAACUUAUUGAAUAUUGAUCACUAAGCUACUACUAUCACUGAUUUGUCUUU